Molecule: messenger RNA, 1332 nt
Organism: Phanerochaete carnosa HHB-10118-sp
Lineage: Eukaryota; Fungi; Basidiomycota; Agaricomycetes; Polyporales; Phanerochaetaceae
Exons: 8
Coding region: 1-1332 (443 amino acids)
Biological process (GO): NAD+ biosynthetic process
Molecular function (GO): nicotinate phosphoribosyltransferase activity
Source: RefSeq, a predicted model, not a curated record
AUGUCGCAGAGAAAGGACCGCCUUAUUCUACCCGGCUCCAUAAUUGACACAGAUCUUUACAAGUUCACGAUGCAACAAGCCGUCUUACGAUAUUUCCCUGAAGUACAAGCGACUUAUCGAUUCACACACCGCGAUAAGGACAUAUACUUCUCGAGAGAAUGUUACGAGCUCUUUGUAGAGUCUGUUAAACACUUCGACGAGUUGGGCCUGACAGAUCCAGAGCACGUCUGGCUUGCGAAGGCUUGUCCCUACUUCUCUGCAGAAUACCUCAAUUACCUCGCCAAGUUUCGUUUCAAGCCGGAGCAAGUCAAGGUCACCUUCCAUCCGAAAGAUCCCUCCGCGCCAGUGUCACGCUACCAGCCGCCGCCACACGAGGACGGCACCCGGGGCAGAGACGAGCUUGGGAAGAUUGAGAUUGAGGCGACUGGACCUUGGCAUGAGACGAUCCUGUGGGAAGUACCGCUCAUGGCGUGUUUGAGCGAGCUGUUCUUCACCACGGUGGACACGGACUGGAGCUAUGAUGGGCAGGAAGAGAACGCAUAUGGCAAGGCCUGCACGUAUCUUGAACACGGCUGUACCUUCAGCGAGUUUGGCACGCGUCGGCGAAGAUCGUACUACAUCCAGGACCUCGUGGUCCAGACCCUUAUCCGUGCAUACAACGAUUACCAGAAGGAUGAAACCGCGCAGAAGGUUGGCGGCAACGGGGGUGAGCUCAUGGGCACCAGUAAUGUUCACCUCGCAUACAAGCACUCCAUCAUGCCAAUUGGCACCAUCGCUCACGAAUGGUUCAUGGCCGUCGGAGCCCUACGCGGGUACGAGCACGCGAACGCACUCGGGCUCAAGCUCUGGGAAGACGUCUACCACGACGCGCUUCUCCUCGCACUCACGGACACGUUCAGCACUGAAGCGUUCUUCCGCGACUUCACGAAGGAGCGUGCCGAGCGGUGGGCGGGCCUCCGCCAGGACUCAGGCAACCCGUUCGUGUACGCGCCGCGCGCGAAGGAGAAAUACGAGGCGCUUGGCGUCGAAUACAAGGAUAAGAAGACGAUCAUCUACUCGGAUAGCGUCGACGUUGAGAAGGCGCUCAAGCUGCAGACACAGACGAGGGAGAUUGGGUUCCUCGCGAGCUUCGGCAUCGGCACGUCGCUCACCAACGACUUCCGCUCGGUCUCGAGUGGCGGGAAGGAGAAGAGCAAGGCGCUGAACAUGGUCAUCAAGCUGGGUAGCGUCGGUGGGCAGCCGUGCGUCAAAAUUAGCGACGAGCUCAGCAAGAACACCGGUGACCCUGCAGCCGUCAGGCUCGUGAAGGAGACUUUCAAUAUCAACGCGUAG